Messenger RNA from Dentiscutata heterogama, 926 nucleotides. NCBI's taxonomy places the organism in Eukaryota, Fungi, Glomeromycota, Glomeromycetes, Diversisporales, Gigasporaceae. The record is from the annotation of a GenBank genome assembly.
CUGUUUUGAAAAAUAGUGGGACAUGUGAUGAAAUUUUUGAUGAUCGUCAGUGGAUUUUCAGUAAUUAUUAUUACCGAAAAUUUUUUGCGGGUAUCGAUGGCGCAUUGGCUAUUCCAUUUAAUCCUGAUAAUAUAAAGACUUUUGGCAAUAUUGAAGAAAAAAUUUUGUCACGUACACGACCUAAACAAUGGGGCAAAAUUGAACUUGGCCGUAUUUGUUAUCAGAUUUCAAGUACUUCUAAAGCAGAUCACUAUGAUUUAAAGUCUGAUGUUGCUAUUAUGGCAUUUGUUGCUGAGAUAAAGUGUAAAAAAAAUUUACAAUUAUGUGUUUAUCAAGAACCAAAAAAUAAAAAUACACACAAUCGCUUAAAUGAGGAUGAAGAAUCAAACCAAUUAAAUAAAAGAAUUCGUACACUUGAAACAGAUUCAAAUACUCUAAACACUUUAAAUACUAUUAAAAAAAAUAUUUACAAUAAUCUUCUAGCUUGUUCUAUACAUAUUCAAGGAUGUUUAAUUUCAGAGGAUGGUGCUGAUGAAAGAACUCCUCCAAAUUCACCAUUGUUUGAUAAAUCUAAAUAUCGAUACCCAACAUCAAAUCAUCCUUUAAAAAAUGUUAUUACAUUACCUAUAUUGCCUAUAGAAAUUACAUCAAUACUUCGAUCUGUUACAGUUCAUACCAAAAAAAAAUCACUAUUCAAAGCAAAUAUUCAUAUUACAAAAGAUAUGACUUUUCAAGACUUGCUUACUUUUAUAUUUCCUAGUGGUCCGCCGAAUGGAAAACGAUUUGUUAUUAAAUCUUCAUUAGAAUUAGAUGGAAAAAGUUUUUUACCUGAUCAAAUAAUGAGUCAAAUAUUUGUAGAAGAACAUGCACAUAUUUGGAUAGAAAUUGAAGAUACUGAAAUUAGAUUCGAUGAUUUGUUUGAUUAG